AUUAUCAUCAAAAUAUAGUCAAGUAUAGAUAAUUGUUAGAAGCAUUUGUUCCCUAAAUAAGACAAAUACAUUCAGCUGCACUUUACAAUUGAUAGAAAAAAUCGCCUUGAUUUUACAACUGUUUAUGUAUAAGUAAUUAACUAGUUCAAUUUACUUUAAUAAUAAAUAUAUAAGAGUUUGAAUUUCAUAUUUGUUUGAAUUUAUUAGAUUUAGUUGUGUUUUUAAUAAGUAAAUAUUUAUAUUUAUACUAUGACUGAAGAACUGGUUGUUUCAACUCCAACCAUUCCAUCUACUGAUGAGAAAAAUGGUCCAACUCAAGCAUCACCAUCAUCAUCAAUUUCAUCUAUAAAUAGUGAUAGUUCAACAGGUAAAUUAAUUAAAAAAUUAUCUUCAGCUAAUUUAGUUGAUGAUGCUAAUACUAAAUUAAAAAUUCCAAAGAAUAAUAAUACUGAUAAUAAGAAAAAACCAGUUAAAUUUACUGUAAGAAAAGUUUCUCAUGAACCAAUUGUAUCACCAUUAACAUCUCCUAUUUUACAAAAUCAUCCUAUACCAAAUAUUCAAAAGAAUAAUAAUAUAAGAGUUAUAUCACAAACAAAUGAAGAUAAUCAAGCUAUAAAAGAUGGAGAAAAAGUAAGAGUGGCUGAAUAUAAAUAUGAACAAUAUCAAGAAAGAAUACAAAAAAUUGAAAAAGAAAUUGUAUUUUUACUGAAUUUAUUACCACCUUAUAAUGUGGAGAUAGACUAUAGUACACGAACGAAAAUUACUAAAGCUAUUGAGAAAUUAAAGAUGAAACAAGAUGAAAUAGAAAAGAAAAAGUAUACUUUGGGUAUAACUAUUAGUAGAUUAAGAAGAGACCAUGAAGAGAGUGAUAUUUGGAUAAGGAAUUUUAGUAAUCAAUAGUUAGUAUAUACUAUUGUUACUUAUUAUAUUUACUUCAUUUCUGUAUAUUAUAUGAGAUUUGGUGUGGAUUCACCGUUAUUUACCUCUUUAUGACAUUAUUAAAAUGU
Messenger RNA from Scheffersomyces amazonensis, 1007 nucleotides. RefSeq lists its product as uncharacterized. Lineage: Eukaryota; Fungi; Ascomycota; Pichiomycetes; Serinales; Debaryomycetaceae. The record is from RefSeq and is a predicted model, not a curated record. The transcript has a single exon. Bases 250 to 900 code for a protein of 216 amino acids.